Wyeomyia smithii (pitcher-plant mosquito) is the source of this 2931-nucleotide messenger RNA. Its product is annotated as fez family zinc finger protein erm. NCBI's taxonomy places the organism in Eukaryota, Metazoa, Arthropoda, Insecta, Diptera, Culicidae. The record is from RefSeq and is a predicted model, not a curated record. The transcript is spliced from 2 exons. Gene Ontology annotation, molecular function: DNA-binding transcription factor activity; RNA polymerase II cis-regulatory region sequence-specific DNA binding. Gene Ontology annotation, biological process: regulation of transcription by RNA polymerase II. Bases 647 to 2209 code for a protein of 520 amino acids.
GAUUUUCAGCGGAGUGCUAUCAGUCGAAUUGUGAGCCGUUGUUUGCUCAGACCAGUUUCAGCUGUCGAACCGGUUGCAUUUCCGUGGCCAUUUGUCCGCGAAAACGGAAAGUGAACUACUUUGCUGUUAGAAAGUGUUGUUUGUCUGUUACCGAGAGAAUAAUAGUGUUUGGAAGGACUUGAGCGAGGAAGACUUGAGAGUGUUAUCAAACGGGGUUAGCACACAUAUGUAAACGCACAAGUGCGCGUCCGGAUGCUGUGAAGUGGAUAGGCCAACUGCUCUCGUCUUCAAUCAAUUGAAUUAAUUUUCCUAAUUGAGUUUUGCCACCCGCAUUUGGCACCUCUCGAGAAACGAGCAGCAACAUAUGAGCGUAGAAGAAGAGAAGACAUCUUAUACCCGGGAAAGUGUCUGGAAUGGGUUGCGUGCGGGUACAAUUGAUGUGAUUAGCAUGCAAGGCGGUUUCUAGAUAAGGAAACUUUUAAUUUACGUAUUUUCACCGAGCGGUUUUGUGUUCUGGGAGGUGUUUAUUGAGUGAAUUAACGGGACGUUGCGAGUGAUUGCAGAAAGAGAACGACCGUCGCUACUGCUGCUGAAGUUGCUCGAGAGGCACUUGAUCAACGCCAUACCCGGGUCCCGACAGUGCAACAUGGUUUAUUUUAGUCCACGUGGUAUGCAACCGCCGUGUAGCCCACCAGGAUUACCGAUCACUUCCAAGAGUCCCACCAUGGAAUCAGCCAACAGUAAUACCAGCAUCGAGCCGGAGGUAGACCAGAAGCCGAUAAAAAUUCAAAGAACGAACGGAGGGGCGCUAAAAUUUUCGAUCGCCAACAUUAUGGGAAGAGAUGGUGACGAGGAAGAAGAACCGGAGCUCCGACGGAAGGAGCAUUUGGAAGUGAUUCCGCCGCCUCCAUCCUCCAGUCCGCCGUCGGCUUCAUCUAGUCCGAACUAUGAGCACAGUUCAUCGAUGACAGCGUACGAUUCCGCUUUCAAAAAGUACGUACCAAGUUCGAUGCAUCAGUUUGUAGCGAAUCGCCACCAGGAUCUGCUCAGCCAGUAUCCUCUGCUGUACUAUCCGGGUCAGCUGAUGUGCGCUGCGGCAGCUGCCCAGUACGCUGCAUUGACGCAACACCCAGUAACCCUACUAAAUGGAUCGCCACUAGCCACAUCCAGCGCUGGCAGUAAUCCAAAUCCUCUGCAUCCUUACGUUCCUGCCGCGAAUGCCCUGCGGAACUUAGAUGCAUCUGCCAUGUCGCCACCUCAACAUUCGCUGACCCAUCACAAAAAAAUAAAUCUCAACGCGUCCACAUCCUCCUCGUCGUCCUCUAGUGAUCUCAACAGUUCAGUGAAUUCAGCAAACUCCGCAAACCUAAGUUCAGCGGCUGCUCUGGCGAAGCAGAAAACAUUCGCCUGUCCGGAAUGCGGUAAGGUUUUCAAUGCGCACUACAAUCUUACCCGACACAUGCCCGUCCACACCGGAGCAAGACCAUUCAUCUGCAAAAUCUGCGGCAAAGGGUUCCGCCAGGCCUCGACGCUGUGCCGGCACAAAAUAAUACACACUUCAGAGAAACCCCACAAAUGUCAGACCUGUGGGAAGGCUUUCAACAGAUCGUCCACAUUGAACACCCACACCCGUAUUCACGCCGGCUACAAGCCGUACAUCUGCGAGUACUGUGGCAAAGGCUUCCACCAGAAGGGAAACUACAAAAACCACAAGCUGACCCACAGCGGUGAUAAAGCCUACAAGUGCACUAUCUGUAACAAAGCUUUCCACCAGAUCUACAACCUGACUUUUCACAUGCACACCCACAACGAUAAGAAACCGUUCACAUGUAAAAUCUGCGCCAAAGGAUUCUGCCGUAACUUCGACCUCAAAAAGCACAUGCGAAAGCUACACGAUGUCAGUCUCAGUGCGAGCCUCAAACGGCAGCACCAGCAACAACAACAGCAACAGCAACAGCAGCAAGCAUCUCAACAACCAACGGAAGUAAAUCACCACGGGGCUUCGGCCUGGGUAACGGGAGGACCAUCAUCCGCCUCAGCCUCACUGGCAGCCCUGUCAUCGUCUCCUCUGACCACCCUAACUAACCUGCACCAUUCGGCCGUCGCAGCUGCCGCUCUUCGGGCAGGGGACUACAGCAGUCCCUUCCUGAUGCCAAACGCCCGUGGUGGAAACCGGCUGGAUGCUCCUUUUAUAGGUAAAGUUUUUUGACAAAAAUACUACCAGCAUACCUUCAACCAUCAUCCAUCACAACAUCCCACCAAUAAUGCAGCUUCCGCUGCUGCCCUUGGAGGAUCGCUGCUUCUUCAACAGCACCAGCAACAGCAGCAACAACAACAACAGUUGACCAGUCUGACCAAGAGCAUACUGAUCAACUGAACCACCAGGGGGGCCAUCAGUGAUUCUCUCGAUAUUUCCUGAACGAGGGGAAAAACAUCGAGACGAAAAUGGCUGCUCGAGGAGACGACACAGAGACAGAACCAGUGCAAUAUGAGGCUACUUGCGAUACCGCAAAUUAAGGUAGGAAGUUAAAUCGGUGUAGUGAACUUUUCCGUUCCCAGUUGGGCCAGUGAUUUAUGCAAGUGAUCAACGAGAUUUGCAUUGAGGCUAGGCUUAUAAUGUUAGUCCUAAGUUAUGUACAUAGUUAGGCAUAGAAGGAAUGCGUAGAGCUAAAUUGUGUGGAGGAAAAAAAACCUGAUUAGUGUUUGUAACGUCGAUCGAAUAGUUCUAGAUGUUGCUACCUAAUAUGGAAAACGAUUCAAGGUUUCCUGCAAAAGCGUGCAGGCAACUAAGAAAAAUGUGAGAACUUUAUUGACCGGUAGACUUUAGACGAAAGCACACGAAUUUAUGUGUAAAAUAUUGCAAAUAUAUUGAAUUGUACGUAUGAAUUGUUUUAGGCCUAUAAUGAAAUAAAUGAAUUUAAAUCAAAAAAA